This is a messenger RNA of Mycena citricolor, 981 nucleotides long. NCBI's taxonomy places the organism in Eukaryota, Fungi, Basidiomycota, Agaricomycetes, Agaricales, Mycenaceae. The record is from the annotation of a GenBank genome assembly.
GCCCGUCAUUGUUCUCUCAAAGUGUUACCUUGUGGCUUAGUUCAAGAUGGGUGGGGAGCACGGCCACGCGGCGGGGUGCAGCCUUUGUCCAUUUGUGAGUUCGCGACGGACAGUGGUGGGCGCCCCGUCACUCCCGCCAUAGCCGUCACAGCGAGGGCUGCCCACCGCCUGUCUCGGUGCAAAGCAAACCGUGAUUGGCAGUGGCCGCUGUCUGUCCAGCCCUGCUUCUUUCUUCUGGAACCGCUGACCCCGAACCCGCGGCAAAAACCUGCUGCGAUUCGUGCUGUGCGAUGCUGCGACAAUAUUUUUGACGGGGGCAGGCUGCAUGACCCAAUGGACUCAAGUUGUCACUUGCCCACCCUGUUUUCCCAGCAUCCUAGCGGCGAGCUUGAUGUUAUCGUCGCGGGGGGCGGGCCUGGGGGCUGUGUCGUCGCUGGCCGUCUCGCGGUUGCUGAUCCCUCCCUCAAAGUCAUGCUCAUCGAAGGGGGUGCUAACAACAGAGACGAUCCCUGGGUAAGCUCGAGUGGCCGAUCUGCGGCGCAGGAUUCUGAUUAUCUUGUGUUCAAGUCUACCGGUCCGUCACCGGGCAUCUACGUCCGCAACAUGCAGCGCAACGGCAUAAACGACAAGGCCACGUUCUACAUCGACACGAAGGCCUCGUCGUAUCUCCGCGGAAGACAGAGCAUUGUCCCACGCGCGAACAUCCUCGGCGGAGGGAGCAGUAUUAAUUUCCAGAUUUACACAAGGGCAUCCGCCUCCGAUUGGGGUGAUUUCUGCUCGUUUAGCUCAGCGUUCUUCGAAGUUGACGGGUUUCAGAUGACUUCAAAUCCGAGGGAUGGACUGCGAAAGAUCUACUGCCUUUGAUGAAACAGGUAUUGGCAGUUAUGACGUAGCAAGCAGCUUGGUACACAGCCUGUCACGUGUCUAAUCUCGGAUCAUGUGAUUCUACUGAAAUACUAUUUUUGUCGUGUUGCAUCCUCA